This is a messenger RNA of Daldinia caldariorum, 1197 nucleotides long. RefSeq lists its product as uncharacterized. The coding region runs from base 200 to 850 and encodes 216 amino acids. The record is from RefSeq and is a predicted model, not a curated record. The transcript has 2 exons. NCBI's taxonomy places the organism in Eukaryota, Fungi, Ascomycota, Sordariomycetes, Xylariales, Hypoxylaceae.
CAAUCGAAACACGCACUGUCCCAAUCUAUAAUCGUGCGAUUCAAUCUACUAGCAACCAUACUAGUAACCUGCUACGGUUUACAUAAAUCCGAAGGCCCUCCGUCAACAUUCUUCAACUAGCUUCCUGAGUACCCAAACCAUCCUCACUAAACGUUGAGAAAAACAAAAACUAGGACUAGAUCAUUUACAAAAUAGCAACAUGUCGAACGAUAACACCAGUGGUCCCUCCAACGACCGCCGUGGCUCUGUCACUUCCGCCGCUUUCUCUAACCUCUUCCAAAAAAGCAACUCGACUUCAACUGCGAAUGGUAAUGGUCGCGAAUCCAUCAUGUCGGCCGCGGUUAGAGACCAGCGCCGACGGUUAUCUGUUACUACGAUAGGACUGUCUGGCACAUCCCCUAAUUCUGGAAAUUCUGCAUUUGGAAUUCGCAGAGGCAGUAUUUCUACCAACAAUUCAGAUUCUAUUGACGAGAGCGCCAUCGAUGAUGAAGAAUCAGCCAAGAUAGGCCCUAAUUCGCCCUUUGUUCGUCGUAUUAGCUUCGGUGCUCAGGCAAUGCGAACUCUGCGUACUGGGCCUGGAAGCCCUGGAACAACUGACAGCGGAUACAAUUGGUCCGAGCAGCUUAGGACCCGUGCCGAAAGUAGCGUCCAAGGUCAUCGCCCGACCUUCGGACCUCACAGAUAUGGCUCACCACCUCACGGCAGCGGCCAACAUGAUCGCUCCAAAUCGGUUUCCGAAAUGCCAGUCCCUCCUCAACAAGCUGCCGCCGUAAAGCUGAAGCAGCCAGAACGACCAAAACCAGACCAUAUGCAAGAGCGCAUUCUCAAGGGCGAUUUCUACAUGGACUGAUUAUGCUUGGCGUUGUACAGAGGAAUUUCAAUAUUGAUUUAUGUUUUGAUACUUUGGAAACCUGUACUCUCCCAAGCUAUCCCUUGCAGUAUCUCAGAAACUUACAAGGUCGCGGGUCAUAUGCUUUUAUCCAUUGGGGUUUCCUUUUCACACCGUCUCUUCAACUAACGUCAUUCGUUUCGACGAGUUGUUUUUAUGGCGUUUAGAUGGGACGGUGCCGGGGGUAACCGGGUAAAUUGUCUUACCACGUACCAAAAAGCUUAGCCAAAUAAUGGCAGUCUCGCUUGUGGGGAUGACAUAGCAUUGAGAGUACGGAAGGUGUUUGACGAAGUGAACGUUUCCUCGCA